UUCUUUCUUCUUCUUUUUUUUUUUUUAAAGCAGCCAAAAAUCUUGAUAAAUAUUACAAGUUUCCUGCGAGUCCGAUCAAGACAACAUGGGGAAAAUAGGAGUCUGUUUGAAACGGAGUUUCAUUGUUGUGAUGAGUAUUGUUGUGAUCAUCAGCAUCCUGCUGCUUGCAUUCACCCUGUUUGCCCAUGGAUAUAUCUUCCAAGAAGAGCAGACAGAUGAAUCCCACAGAGUUUUAUAUAUCAUGUAUGGCAUUGGUUCCAUCACUUUGCUGUUGUCUGUCAUCGGUUUGUGUGGUGCCUGCACUGAGAAGACGUGGUUGCUGAUCGUGUUCACAGUCGGGAUGAUUCUGUUCAGUCUGGUCAUAUUUGUAUUAACGUUGCUUUCAGCCGCGGCACGGCCAAAGUUUGCUGAACAUAUAAAGCAGCAGUUCCAGAAUGUCAUGCCGCUGAGUAACGUUACUGGUCCUCUCAGAGAACAUCUCAACCAGAUGCAGGGGCAGUUCCAGUGCUGUGGGUUCGAUCAGGGCUAUCUGGACUGGGGCUACAACAUUUCAGAAUCCUGCCUGUGUCAUGAAAACUCCACUCAUCCCUGUGUGCCAGCCCCAAAAGACAGCCAACUGUUUGAGAAGAGGGUUGACGACCAGCCCGUCAUGAUUUAUGAAGAGUCGUGCGUUUCAUACGUGGUGGCACAUACCAUGUUUUUCAUGAAUAUUGGCAUCGCCGUGUGGAUGGGGAUCGCAUUCAUAAUGGUUUUAAUAUCCGUGAUGUCUAUCGUCAUGUUGCAUCAGCUGAGCAGAAAGGACGACGUCCCUCCUGUUGUCUACAGCAAAGAGGCAAAAGCAGGAAAAUACGACGCUCUCACAGACUACAUUUGAAUUCUUUUUUAUUGUUAUUUGCUUCUCAGAUCAUCACCAACCAACAGGUGG
Molecule: messenger RNA, 925 nt
Organism: Thalassophryne amazonica
Lineage: Eukaryota; Metazoa; Chordata; Actinopteri; Batrachoidiformes; Batrachoididae
Product: tetraspanin-8-like
Exons: 9
Coding region: 86-874 (262 amino acids)
Cellular component (GO): membrane
Source: RefSeq, a predicted model, not a curated record